AUGUGUUCCCGGGUGCGGGAGUGUGACGGUGUACCACUGGCCAGGGGCCCGCUGGACACCACUGGCCAGGGGCCCGCUGGACACCACUGGCCGGGGCCCCGCUGGACACCACUGGCCGGGGGCCCGCUGGACACCACUGGCCAGGGGCCCGCUGGACACCACUGGCCGGGGGCCCGCUGGACACCACUGGCCGGGGGCCCGCUGGACACCACUGGCCAGGGGCCCGCUGGACACCACUGGCCGGGGGCCCGCUGGACACCACUGGCCAGGGGCCCCGCUGGACACCACUGGCCAGGGCUCCGCUGGACACCACUGGCCAGGGGCCCCGCUGGACACCACUGGCCAGGGGCCCCGCUGGACACCACUGGCCAGGGCCCCGCUGGACACCACUGGCCAGGGGCCCCGCUGGACACCACUGGCCAGGGGCCCCGCUGGACACCACUGGCCAGGGCCCCGCUGGACACCACUGGCCAGGGGCCCCAACGACCGCCAGUGGGCCACAUUGCCCACAAGAGUUCAAGCAGGUGUACAAGUGCUCAUAAUGCCACACCCACCAACACUUACAGAGCGCGGCAGCACAAGUUACCACGCAGGUAUGACACCAAUUUGUUACCAGAGCUGAGAGUCGGGAGUUUCAUGAACAGUCACGGACCCAAGCUGCAGGGACCCAAGCUGCAGGGACCCAAGCUGCAGGGACCCAAGCUGCAGGGACCCAAGCUGCAGGGACCCAAGCUGCAGGGACCCAAGCUGCAGGGACCCAAGCUGCAGGGACCCAAGCUGGAGGGACCCAAGCUGCAGGGACCCAAGCUGCAGGGGCCCAAGCUGCAGGGACCCAAACUGAAGGUGGGCGUGGGAGGUGGGCGUGGGAGGUGGGCGUGGGAGGUGGGCGUGGGACGAGGGGGGCGUGGGAAGUGGGCGUGGGAGGUGGGCGUGGGAGAUGGGCGUGGGACGAGGGGGGCGUGGGACGAGGGGGGCGUGGGACGAGGGGGCGUGGGAGGUGGGUGUGGGAGGAGGGCGUGGGACGAGGGAGGAGGCGUGGGAGGUGGGCGUGGGAGGACUGGUUCAAGAACCAGCCCUCGAGGGCCAGGACUGGUGCAAGAACCAGCCCUCGAGGACCAGGACUGGUGCAAGAACCAGCCCUCGAGGGCCAGGACUGGUGCAAGAACCAGCCCUCGAGGGCCAGGACUGGUGCAAGAACCAGCCCUCGAGGGCCAGGACUGGCGCAAGAACCAGCCCUCGAGGGCCAGGACUGGUGCAAGAACCAGCCCUCGAGGGCCAGGACUGGUGCAAGAACCAGCCCUCGACUGGUGGCCAGGACAGGACUGGUGCAAGAACCAGCCCUCGAGGGCCAGGACUGGUUCAAGAACCAGCCCUCGAGGGCCAGGACUGGUUCAAGAACCAGCCCUCGAGGGCCAGGACUGGUGCAAGAACCAGCCCUCGAGGGCCAGGACUGGUUCAAGAACCAGCCCUCGAGGGCCAGGACUGGUGCAAGAACCAGCCCUCGAGGGCCAGGACUGGUUCAAGAACCAGCACGUGAUGCCUACAAAGCUGCUGGUGUCAUCUAACAACGCAGAUACUGUUCUCAAAGCUCUGUGA
Messenger RNA from Procambarus clarkii (red swamp crayfish), 1596 nucleotides. Lineage: Eukaryota; Metazoa; Arthropoda; Malacostraca; Decapoda; Cambaridae. The record is from RefSeq and is a predicted model, not a curated record.